AUGGAUCCCGAAGAAUAUCUUCAACCAGAUUUCGACGCGUCUAAAGUGACCAUUCCCAAGUUAAGAUCGAUCCUACUUGAUCAAAACAUCCAGUAUCCUUCUUCAGCCAAGAAGUCAGAGCUAGUGCAGUUAUUCGAUACUCAUAUUAAGCCUCAGUCUAUUGAAUUACUCAACAAGAUUACUUCUACAAUUCCUAGCUCAAAAGGUAUCAUUUUUGAAGAUGGCAGCGGCAACGGCAACGGCAACGGCAAGAGCAAUGGCGAUGGUAUGAGCGGACAAAAUACUCCUAAAGUCAGUAAAGGUACUCCGAAUAUCACUGAUGGCCAUGUAACGCCUGAGUCAAAGCAGUCCGAUCCCAUACACAAAUCUACUCCAAAGUCUGCCCCUUCCGUAUUUUCUCACAAUAAUGUCUUCCAGAAGUCUCCGUCUACCCCUCCUAAGGAAAAUACUAUUCCAGUUUACCCACAGUCCGUGCCUAGAAAGAGAUCUUCUCCUCAGAAUACUUCUAAAGCGAUUUCUACGCGUAAGAAAAAGGUACUAAAACGUCAGAACGUUUCUGUUGACAACAGUAAUCAUUCUGACAGUUCACUCUCGCCUUCAAUGUCGCCGCAGAUGAAGAAUUCUCUCCUUAGUUUUGAAAAAUUUGAGUCUCCAGACUCUGAUGAUAUGAUAAAGCAGUAUUUGAAGACUCCUUCAGGUAUCGAAUCUCCCAAACGUAGGCCUGCAAGCAAAAGCUCGGAUAUUAUUGAUCAUUACAAGAAGUCUGUAGGCGGGGGAAAGAUUGCUAAGAAACAUAGUUCAAAGAAGGUCAAAAAGGAGGCCAAGAAAGAGGCCAAGAAGGAGGCCAAGAAGGAGGCCAAGAAGGAGGCCGAGAGGGAGCCAUCGGAGCUUGAAGAGAUAUCCAAAGAUCUUCUAGUGCCUCUUCUAACUCCAUAUACAGAGGUAGAAGGGGCCCUUCAAGCUGAUCUUCCUGUUCAGUCUGCAUUACCUCACAUUUUGUCCUCUGUUGAUACUUCUGUUGUUAGUGUGUCUCUUGAAGACACCAUUGAUGUUGAAGUUCUUUCGGGUCCUACUCAAGAAAUUCUCGUUGAUACUUUCAAGGACGAUGAAAGAACGAUCAAAGGUGAGCACUCCGAUGACGAAAUCGUUUAUAAGCAGUCGACGGAAACACAUCUGAGUUAUAAUAUUUCUACAGAAUCUACCGAUGUGGAGGAAUCAGAAGACGAGUUUGAAGAUGAAGCUAAGGAUAAAGAUGCAGUCAAGGACAUCAAACAGGAAAUCAAUGAAACCAAGGUCAUUGCCGAUUCUCUAAGGUCAUCAUCCCAUCCAUUUGUCUCCUUUAUAUCUAAAUUUGUCCUUCUUGUUUGUCUUCUUGCCUCCACGUUUUUUUUUGGAUGUUAUAGAACUAUGAAGUUUAACGCUGGAUAUUGUGGACUUCCGAACUCGCAUUCAAGUUUGCUUUCUUUAUGGUCUAUAGUUCCACUGCAGUGUGAACAAACUCUUGAGCCAAUACACCCUUACGUGAGUCAAAUAGAGCAGCUAUUGGUUGAUCAUCUCGCUCCAUCAUGUGCUACCUGCCCUGAACAUGGUACCUGUUAUGAGAACUCCGAACUUGUUUGUGAUAGACAAUACGUGGUUUACCAGCCACCAGAAUCCUUAUUUGGGCUCAUUCCAAACAAAGAAGAGUGUAUGUAUGAUGAAUAUGCUGAUAAGAAAGCACAUUUGCUAUCACAAUACACUAUCGAGCUUCUUGAAAGGAGAGACGGAGAACAGCUCUCUUUGGAUGAGCUUCAUAAUCUUCUCAAGGCCACCAGACCAGAGCAUAUGUCAAACAGAGAGUUCGAGGAAUACUGGGAUCAUUUCAUCAACUACGAUAUCACAAAGGAGCCUGAAAUCAGAGUCGACUUGAGGACUAAUUUAAUCUCUAUCGAGCAUAAAACGCCAUCUCAGUUCCUAACGAGAACGUUCGGUGAGUCUAUCAAAAGUAAAAAGCUCGAUCUCUACGAGAGAUCACGUCCGACCUCCACCUUUGAUGGUUAUUCCGACUAUCAGGAGCCUUCGUAUAAGAAAGUAAGUAUUUGA
Molecule: messenger RNA, 2082 nt
Organism: Brettanomyces nanus
Lineage: Eukaryota; Fungi; Ascomycota; Pichiomycetes; Pichiales; Pichiaceae
Exons: 1
Coding region: 1-2082 (693 amino acids)
Cellular component (GO): nuclear inner membrane
Molecular function (GO): chromatin binding
Source: RefSeq, a predicted model, not a curated record